Messenger RNA from Bactrocera latifrons, 1058 nucleotides. RefSeq lists its product as uncharacterized. The transcript is spliced from 2 exons. The coding region runs from base 193 to 975 and encodes 260 amino acids. The record is from RefSeq and is a predicted model, not a curated record. Lineage: Eukaryota; Metazoa; Arthropoda; Insecta; Diptera; Tephritidae.
AGCGACCAACAUAGUUUUGCGAAAUUCAAACGACGAGCAACAACUCGACGCACGGAAAGAAUAAAACGAAUAAUUGCACGAAAAGUUAAUUACAAGCCGCAGACUUGGAGUACUACGUGACCGCAUUAAAGGCAACUAGCGCCUAUCAUAUAGUGAAAUUACGCAAAAAUCGAAGACGCAAAGAGAGGCAACAUGCUAAGAUUGGCAAUAGCAAUACUUCUGACAGCCGCGCUGCAACCGGUCAUGUCACAGCUGCCGCACAGCGCAGGACUACCAUCCCAACAGGGCUUGGCACGUCUGCUAUUCACCUCGCGAAUUACGGCUCUCAACCCGCAAGUGUCGGUGGCGUGUUUCACCGAUUACAUCAGGCAUUCAAAUUCGAUCAGCGAAGCUUACGGUCAGGACUACAAACAAUGCCUGCUCGAAGCGAGCGAGGAACGCAAACAAAUUGACGAUGAUUCGGCGAGGGAACGUCAGGAAGUUGUGCAUGCAGCCGAGGCGGUAUGCAGCAGUUUACACGCUUGUAAUGAGGUCAGCAAUACUUUGGAACUGUUCAACUGUCACACGAAAAUUGGCAGUGCGAACACCAAGGCCAUAUACAGCAUAUCGGGUAAUGCCUCCGAACAUGCGACCGUGUUGCAAGAGCGCUACCGUCGCAUCGAAUUGCAUCAUCAGCAGUGCUGUCAACGCGCUGAGCGGCGCUAUGUGGCAGAUACUGCAAGUAACUAUAACUACUUGCAGGCCUGUCUGGAUGGACAUGUGCAGCCAACCACAAGUUCCACCACAACAAUAACAGUACCAACAACUAGUUCCAUCACAACAACAACAACAACAACCACUGAGGCACCAGCCCCACCGCCAGAACCGAUGACGUUACAAUCGUCACCCUCCACAGUCUACGAUGAACUAACGACCACUGAGCAGUCCCAAAACAUACAACAACAAGUAGCACAGAUUUUAAACUUAUUAAAUUGACCGCCGGUAAAAUCAAGGAAUUCUUCGGCGGUUAAAUAAUACCAAAAAGCUGUGAGGUUAUGUGAAUAGGAUUGAAGGGAGGA